UAUUUUUCCAGGCGUGAUUUAGUUUUAGCCGUUGCGCGACGCGUUUUAGCUGCUGAAACUGAUAUGUCUCGAGAGGGUGUGUGAACUAUUUUAAAAAGAGGGGAGUGCGAAGUGAACACUUGGUAAAAGUGAGGCAGUACCUCGCACAUGGCAGCCUAUUUACGGCACAUGACGAUGGCGCACAUGAGCGGAGAUGGCCCAAAUCAUCAUUCACCGCCGCGACUGCACGAUGGACGCGGAAUCCGAGACUCGCCCACGUCUCCCCUCAAAAUCUUUGUACAGGCCAAACGAUCGGCCAACGAGAUUUUUGAGCAGAUGGAUGUUUACGUCGUCGAGUGUUUGGAUUUUAUUAAAGGAGGGAUGAGUGUGGGAUCGAUCAUAACAAACGAGAUUCGGGAUGGAGUGGAAUCCUACAGAGCAAAAGUUGCUGGGAUUCGAGAAGUUCUUAAGAGAGAUCACAUGAAAGUGGCAUUCUUUGGACGAACGAGUAACGGGAAAAGUACCGUUAUUAAUGCUAUGUUGAGGGACAAAGUGUUGCCAUCCGGUAUUGGACAUACCACGAAUUGUUUCCUGCAAGUGUGUGCGUCGGAGACAGAUGAUGCAUAUUUGACACUGGAAGGGAUGAAUGAGCGCCGUAAUGUUGCGUCGGUAGCCCAACUAGGACACGCAUUAUGUGAAGAGAAGCUAAACGAGAGUGCAAUGGCGUAUGUGCACUGGCCGGUGGACCGAUGUCCGUUGUUACGUGACGACGUUGUGUUCGUCGAUAGCCCUGGGGUUGAUGUUUCUCCUAAUCUUGACGACUGGAUAGAUCAACAUUGCGUGGACGCCGAUGUGUUUGUUUUGGUAGCUAAUGCGGAGUCAACACUCAUGCGAACGGAAAAAAAUUUCUUCCACAAAGUUUCAUCAAAAUUGUCGAAGCCAAACAUUUUCGUGCUGAAUAAUCGAUGGGAUGCAUCAGCUGCUGAGCCGGAUUUUCUUGAGCAGGUAUUGACGAACCUCUCCGUUCGGGCACAACAUAUGGAAAGAACUAUGGAUUUCCUUGUGAAUGAAUUACAAGUUUGCACUAAGGCCAUGGCGGAAGAACGAGUGUUCUUUGUGUCGGCCCGAGAGACGUUGAAUGCCCGUCUGCUAGAAAAGGAAGGUCGAUCGCCAAACGCUGCUGCCCUUGGAGAAGGCUUUUCCGUACGCUAUUUUGAGUUUCAGAAUUUCGAAAGAAAAUUCCAAGAGUGUAUCUCGAAAUCGGCUGUUAAAACCAAGUUCGAGCUGCACGUUCAGCGAGGAAAGAAUAUAACGGCGGAUAUGAUUGGUUGUAUGGAGUCCGUUCAAGAGCGAGCUGAGAAAUGCCGAAUCACGCAAAUCGCUGAGCGGCGUAAACUCGUCGACAGGAAAGAAACGAAUCUUCGGAAAGUACAAGAGCUCACUCACAAAAUGAAGGACAAAAUAGUUCACAUGGUCAACGAUGUUGAGAGAAAGGUUGCAGCUGCGUUAAAUGACGAGAUCAGAUUGCUGUCGGGUUUGGUUGACGAUUUCAACUAUCCGUUCAACGAUGAACUGGUCGCCCUAAACGGAUACAAGCGAGAGAUUCAUGCGCAUGUGGAAAGCGGUCUCGGCAACAAUCUCAAGACGAGGCUAUCGUACGCAUUAGCAUUAAAUGUGGAAAGUGCUCGACGGGAAAUGACAGAUCGUCUGUCGGAAUUACUGCCGCAAGAAAAGCGUCAUGUGGCGAAUCAGUUGAUCGGUGCAAGGAGAGAACCGUUCGAGAUGUUGUACAGAUUAAAUUGUGAUAAUCUCUGCGGGGAUUUCAGAGAGGAUAUCCGAUUCAAGUUCUCACUGAGCCCGAAAUCCUUGUAUGAGCGCUUCUUUGGGAACGCGGAUACGAGUCGGAUUUCAAUGAGGAGUGAUCGGGAACCUGUUCCUCGGCCAAUGGUGAUGAGGUCGAGUGAUAUGCACGGGUCGUCUCAUGAAACCCACUCGUCGCCUAGCUCGAUCUUGUCCUUUCUACCCCCUGAUCAGAUGACCUUUCUUGCGAGAUUCGGCAUGGCGUCACUUACUACUCAAUGGGCCACGGGUGGCAUGGUUGGGUCAAUCUGCCUGUUGAGAGCUGUUGGUUGGCGGGCGUUGCUAAUAACGGGUGGAAUCUACGCGGGAUUGUACGUUUACGAAAGAAUGACGUGGACAAGGAAAGCGAAAGAACAGGCGUUCAAGCAGCAGUAUGUUCAACAUGCGUCGCGAAAGUUGCGUCUCAUUGUUGACCUUAUUUCCACCAACUGUAGUCAUCAAGUUCAACAGGAGUUAUCAGGUUGCUUUGCCCGGUUGUGUCAACUUGUCGACACGUCGACGGAUGAAAUGGCACAGCAAAUCAAACACCUGGAAGCUGAAAUCACUUGCCUGGAACAAAUGUGCAAUUCGGCGAAAAUUCUUCGGAAUAAGGCGAACUUUUUGAACGUUGAACUGAAUACGUUUUACAAGAAAUUCUUAGAAGACGACGAAGAGUGAUCUACGCCGAACGAAGCGGGUGUCGGUCGAGUUUUAGUCGCAGUGGGUCUGACUCAUGUCUAGCUUGUUCAUUGGCUACCGGUUUUGGAAUAUUGUCGACUCGGAGAGUGUUCGAUUCCUGAAGGGCAAAGUGCGCAGUUCGAUCGUGAGAAAACAUGAGUGAUAGAAGUUGCGGGGUUGCAUUUUAAGGUCAUCCUGCUCGCGCAACAGGCAUAUCUGUCGUCAGCUGGCCGACUUGCGGUUCUAUCGUGUUGCAAUUCUUCCCGGGGUUCACUUUUUUCGUGCGUUUCCGGAUGAAGUUUUGUUCGGGUUCAGCAGGUUGUGCUGUGCAGCUCGAACAUCUCUGCUAAACUUGACCCACAAGCUGCGACGGAAAAAUGUAUGCGUGCGCGCUUCUGUGUGUCAUGCGUCUUUUCAUAUUUUGGAUCGUG
Messenger RNA from Notodromas monacha, 2927 nucleotides. NCBI's taxonomy places the organism in Eukaryota, Metazoa, Arthropoda, Ostracoda, Podocopida, Cyprididae. The record is from the annotation of a GenBank genome assembly.